AUCGGUUCGGUUAUUAAUCGGUUCUGUAAUUGCUUAAUUCUUAAACCAAUUUGCCUUGGUUGACUAAAGAAAUCCCUAAAUCGCUUUUUCACUCUUCAAACUCCAUUGUUCUUGCUGCAUCGUAUCAGGUUUACAUUUCUCUGGUUUAAGUAAAGGUUUCACCUUUUUUCCUUGUCAUCAACAACUACAAUUUCAAAAGUUUCCCAUUUUCACAAUGGCUGCUUUCUCGUAAAUUUCAAUUUCAGUUCUUCGUUGCCCAAAUUGCAUUACUACUUACUAGAAGUCUAGAAGAAGUGUACAGUAAUGAUGCUCUCUAACUUCAAUCCAACUCUCGGAGGAUUCACGUUUCAAGGAUUAUCAAAAUCUCAAGAAUUUGGACGUUACUCCACGUUGAAGACGAAAAGGUUUGGUUUUUGCAUCAGGGCAAAGUUCUCAGAGAAGCAAGCCGGGAAAUUGGAUGUAGCCACUGUGAACAGCAAUGAAAUAAAGAAAGUGGGGAAGAAAGAGCAUCACUUGUGGAAGAAGAAUGACCCUGCUGGGUCCGGGCAGAAAGCGCUUAAUCUUGUCCGAAUGCUCUCUGGACUCCCAAAUGAAAAAGAGGCUGUUUAUGGAGCUUUGAACAAAUGGGUAGCUUGGGAGGUUGAAUUUCCCAUUAUUGCUGCAGCUAAGGCUUUGCAAAUCUUAAGGAAGAGAAGUCAGUGGCAUCGUGUGAUUCAAUUGGCUAAGUGGAUGUUAAGCAAAGGGCAAGGGGCUACAAUGGGAACAUAUGAUACCCUCUUAUUGGCAUUUGAUAUGGACCAAAGAGCUGACGAGGCAGAAUCGUUAUGGAACAUGAUUCUGCACACACAUACACGAUCCAUCCCAAGACGCUUGUUUGCUAGGAUGAUAGCUUUGUAUGCUCACUAUGACCUUCACGAUAAGGUUAUCGAGGUGUUUGCAGACAUGGAGGAGCUGAAGGUGAGGCCAGAUGAAGAUACUGCGAGGAGAGUGGCUCGAGCCUUCAGGGAACUCGGCCAAGAAGAAAAUCGGAAACUGAUCCUUAGGAGGUACCUCUCUGAAUUCAAAUACAUCUACUUCAAUGGUGAAAGGGCUAGAGUCAAAAGAUAUUCCUCUGAAGAUAGUUGAUUUCAGUUUCAUUAACACACACCUACACACAUGUAUAUGUAGAAGUUACCCCCAAGUUUUUUCUUUUGAUUGUAAUCUUUAAACUGUAAAUUCAUCAAGAAAAUGGUAAAAAGAAUCUCCCAUUAGUAAAACCGAUGAAUUGUC
Arabidopsis arenosa is the source of this 1269-nucleotide messenger RNA. NCBI's taxonomy places the organism in Eukaryota, Viridiplantae, Streptophyta, Magnoliopsida, Brassicales, Brassicaceae. The record is from the annotation of a GenBank genome assembly.